Cyclocybe aegerita is the source of this 2004-nucleotide messenger RNA. The record is from the annotation of a GenBank genome assembly. NCBI's taxonomy places the organism in Eukaryota, Fungi, Basidiomycota, Agaricomycetes, Agaricales, Hemipholiotaceae.
AUGUCUUCGAUUAGUUCAACACUUAAACACGCCCUUUCAAGCUUCCAGGACACGGUGAAAGUCAAGGAUUUGCGCACGGAUACGGUAGAAUGUACUCCGUCGAGUGGUCUGACGACGGAUCAUGGCGUCAAAGUAGCAGACACAGACAACUGGUUGAAAGUGUCCGACGGGUCCCUCGCGGGUCCGUCUCUCCUCGAAGAUCAAAUCGCUCGAGAGAAGAUCCAUCGUUUUGACCACGAACGAAUCCCAGAACGCGUCGUACAUGCUCGUGGAACGGGUGCUCAUGGGUACUUUCGAGUGUUUGAUGACUCGGCAGCGAGAUGGACGAUGGCACCCGUCCUAACCGACCCGUCGCGUACCACGCCUAUAUUUAUUCGGUUCAGCACUGUCCAAGGGUCGAAAGGUAGCGCGGACACUGUUCGCGAUGUACGAGGCUUCGCCAUGAAAUUCUACACGGAGGAAGGGAAUUGGGACCUCGUUGGCAACGAUAUUCCCGUGUUCUUCAUCCAAGACGCCAUGAAGUUUCCGGAUAUCGUCCAUGCCGUCAAGCCUGAGCCCCAGAACGAAGUUCCGCAAGGCCAGUCUGCGCAUAACAAUUUCUGGGAUUUUGUUGGGCUUCAACCUGAAUCGGCGCACAUGGUGAUGUGGGUUAUGUCUGACAGAGGCGUUCCUCGUUCCUUCCGCAUGAUGCAAGGUUUCGGGGUAAACACCUACACUCUCAUCAACGCAGAGGGCAAACGCGUCUUCGUCAAGUUCCAUAUGAUCCCCGAACUUGGUGUACACAGCCUGGUCUGGGACGAGGCAUUGAAAAUUUGCGGACAAGAUCCUGACUUUCAUAGAAAGGAUUUGGAAGAAGCUAUCAAAUCCGGUGUUUUCCCCAAGUGGACUUUCGCCAUCCAGGCCAUCGAAGAGAAGGACGAACACAACUUCGAUUUCGACAUCCUGGACGCGACCAAAGUGUGGCCGCAAGAUUUAGUACCGCUCCACACGAUAGGCGAAUUCGUCCUCAACAGGACGGUCGACGAGUUUUUCCCGGAGGUGGAGCAGGUAGCGUUCUGCACCAGCCACGUUGUGCCCGGUAUAGGGUUCAGCGACGACCCGCUGUUGCAGGGGCGCAACUUCUCGUAUUUUGAUACGCAGAUCACAAGGUUGGGCGUCAAUUGGGAGCAGAUUCCCAUAAACCGACCAAUUUGCCCUGUGAUGAACCACCACCGCGGUGGGGCGGGGCAACAUCGCAUUCAUACUGGCUCUCUUAAUUACUUCCCGAAUCGUGACAAUGUUGGACAUCCCAUUUCGCCCUCUCAAGGCGGUUACACGGAACACAAAGAGAAGGUUGUUGGUAUCAAGCAGCGAGUCCGGGGCGCCAAAUUCCAGGAGCACUUCAAUCAGGCCCAGUUGUUCUACAACUCCUUGACUGACUAUGAGAAGGAACAUCUCAAGGCGGCCAUCUCUUUCGAGCUGAGUCACUGCGAUGACCAAAGGGUGUAUGAAACUUACAGCCGAGUUCUGAACAACAUCGACUUCGAUCUGGCGAAAACCGUGGCGCAAAACGUGAAUGGCAUCGUGCCAGAGAAGCCAGCUCGCCAGAACCACGGCAAAAAGGACCCAACCUUGUCGCAAACGUUCUACUCUCCGAAGACGCCUACAAUUGCCACUCGCCGAGUCGCUAUUCUCGUUGCGGAUGGUUUCGAUAUGCCCGAAGUUGAGGCUGUCCGUGCUACAUUAGCGAGCGCCCACGCGACGACCUGGAUCAUUGGCCCUCGUCGAGGCACAGUCUACUCUGCUGGCGAAACCAUCGGUAGUGGCAAAGGUCUUGUUGCGGAUCACCAUUUGAAGGACAACGCUCGACAAUGUAUGAUGCGCUCUACAUUCCUUCGGGUGCUACUCAUGCUAAAGCACUCGCGCAAAAUGGUCGCGCCACUCACUGGAUCCGCGAGGCCUUUGGGCACUGCAAGGCCAUCGGGGCUGUUGGCGAUGGUGUUGCUACAGUCCAUCUUGCAUUAA